UAAUGGGGUACAUGGUUGCUCAGAAGGGUGGACACGAUCGUGUUGGGUUUACAAAGAAGGAUCUGUACAAUUAUUUUGAUAGUAAAAUGCGUGCUACUAUUAAAGAUGGUGACGUUGCCGCUGCUAUAAAUUAUCUAAAUGUGAAGUCAUCUACUGAUCCCAUGUUAUAUGGUAAAUAUGCCGUAGGCACGGAUGGACGAAUGAAGUCCCUUUUUUGGGCUGAUGGAAGCAGUAGAUCUGACUAUUUUUGUUUUGGCGAUGUGAUUGCGUUCGACACGACUUACAAGAAGAACAAAUACAACUACCCAUUGGUUAUAUUUUCAGGGUGUAACCACCACUCUCAGACAGUUAUUUUUGGUGCUGCAUUGGUGUCAGAUGAAACGACAGAAACGUAUAAGUGGUUGUUGGAGUGUUUUUUAGAGUGCAUGGAAAAUAAAUACCCAGAAGCGGUUGUAACAGAUGGAGAUGGGGCGAUGAGGGAAUCUAUAAAACAGGUGUUUCCGGAUGCGACACAUCGUUUAUGCGCUUGGCAUUUGAACAAGAAUGCGACUGAGAAUGUAAAGAACUCGGAAUUUUUGAAAGAUUUUCAAAAAGCCAUGUACUCUAAUUUUACAAAGGAUCAAUUUGAAGAGUUUUGGUCAAAAACAAUUAAAGAAAACGGACUUGAAGGAAAUCCUUGGGUUCAAAAAACGUACGAGAACAGGUCACUAUGGGCAACUGCAUAUCUACGUGAGAAGUUUUUUGCACGUAUAAGAACUACGUCUCAAUGUGAAGCCGUCAAUGCAAUCAUCAAGAGUUAUGUCAGGAAGAAAGGCUGCAUUUUUGAAUUUAUGCACAAUUUUGAUCAGGCUAUGAGAUGUUAUAGAAACAAUGAACUGAUUGCCGAUUUUAAAUCAAUGUUUUCAGAACCUGUGAUGACUACUCAACUGCGUGCCCUUGAGAGCCAUGCUGCGAAAGUUUAUACCACGGAGAUUUUCAAGGAAGUCAGAGAUGAAAUAGUGAAGGCUGGAUCAUUGAUUGUUAAGGAAAGGUUAUUUCACAACGGAUUUAAGACUUAUCGAUUUACAAAAUAUUGUUGUGAUAACUAUGACGUAGAGGUUGUGUAUGAUGGUGAAACACUUCAAUGCGAGUGUAGGUUAUGGGAUUCUCGUGGGAUUCCAUGUUCUCAUAUGUUUGGUGUCAUGAAGGAAGAACAUGUUAGUCUCAUUCCCACCGGUUUGAUUUUGUCGAGGUGGACGAAGGAUGCAAAAAUUCAAUACUUGAACAUGAAUUGUAAUGGUUCUGAUGAUCCUAAUAUGAUUGAGCUAGCUCGGUUUGGUGCAUAUUGUUCUGCAUUUACUGUUUUUUGCAGAGAAGCUUCAAAAAAGGAAGGUGUUUAUGGGGACAUAAUGGGUGAUAUUCUGAUGUUACAAAAAAAGUAUUGCAGUACGGACGAUCCUAUUUUGGCAUCGAACUCAGCCGUAGGUGAUCCAAAUAUUGUGAGUAGCAAAGGUGCUCCAAAGAAAAAAAAGAAUGACAUAAAAGCUAUUAGGCGAUGUUCUAAAUGCAAUAGUAGAACUCAUAAUGCAAGGAGUUGUUUGGUUGCGGAAAACGCGCCAUCUGAACAAAAUGUUGUUAUGACGUCGCGGCCAGUAACUGAUUCAUUCAGCCAAGUUGUGAAGAACAAGAAUGGAAAAAGAGGUCGCAUUGGGGGAAGUAGUGUGCAAAAUAAAUGUACGGAACCACCGAACUCUCGUGGCGCUAAUGUGACGGCGACUUCUCGCGCGGAAGUUGGAAGCACAAGCAUACCCAUGCCUGCAGUGUAUGGAUUGCACCCCGUGUUGCCAGUGGUACAACCGGUGCAGCAUCCAAUGCACUUACAACCGGUAAUCCCAUUAUAUCCAACGACAGUUGCAGAAAAUUCGGGUUCGUGUUUCGGUAGGCUACAACGACCGAUGAACAAUGGUGGUACUUGAACGAGCAAAGAAGUAGCUGUAAUUUGACCAGGCAUGGAUUUGGAGGUGAUUUUUAUUGGAUGGAUGAACAAUGGGCUGAGUAUUUAGGUAAUUACGUUUACGAUGAGGUUGAACAGAAUGUCGAUCUCAGUGACAUUGAAAGUGAUGAAGGUGAAGAAGAGAUGGAUGAAAAUUUUGGUGAUCCCAUGGUCGAAGAAAAUGGCAUUUCAUUCAAUUAUCGUGUCACUGCUGCUUGUGUAAGAGGAAAAAAUGUUUUCCACUUUCCAUCUAAUGUUGCUGACAACUGGUUAUUGCCGUUGCAAACUGAGAUAGACAUUGUCGAUGUUCAUACCGAUGCUGUUUACCCAUGUGUGUUGAAGACUGGUAGGAGGCCAGGGGAGAGAUAUCUUUGCU
Vicia villosa (hairy vetch) is the source of this 2348-nucleotide messenger RNA. RefSeq names its product protein FAR1-RELATED SEQUENCE 5-like. The coding region runs from base 3 to 1955 and encodes 650 amino acids. Lineage: Eukaryota; Viridiplantae; Streptophyta; Magnoliopsida; Fabales; Fabaceae. Gene Ontology annotation, biological process: regulation of DNA-templated transcription. The transcript has 5 exons. The record is from RefSeq and is a predicted model, not a curated record. Gene Ontology annotation, molecular function: zinc ion binding.